AUGGGAAAGAAGAAGCGUGGACACCCCGACGUUGAGGAGGUGCUCGCCCGUCCGUGGUGCUACUACUGUGCGAAUCCAUGCGAGCGAGACUUUGAGGACCUCAAACUGCUCAUCUCCCACCAGAAAGCGAAGCAUUUCAAAUGCGACCGAUGCCACAGACGGCUGAACACGGCCGGAGGUCUGUCGGUGCAUCUGAACCAGGUGCACAAGGAGACGCUCCAGCAAGUCGAGAAUUCGCUCCCCAACCGUCAGUCGCUCGAUGUGGAGAUUUUCGGCAUGGAGGGCAUCCCCGCCGACAUCCUUGAGCAGCACCGCAACCGCAUCAUUCAAAACUUCUACCAGGCCCAGGAGACGAGGCGGAUCGCGACGGGCAAUCCGUUGCCGGGUCAAAGCAGUCAAGUGCCGCGCAAGAAGAUCCAGUACGAGACCGAGGCCGAGUUGCUCGCGAGAUUCAGGGAGUGGCGCGUCAAGAGAAAGGCGGAGAGGGAGGCGAUGGCGAGCGGAGUUGUCGAAGGAGCCGUCCCUGGACCUGAGAACGAGCAGGCACAGAAUGCGCAGCACGCACGGCAGCAAGCGUACGAGGCUCCACACGGAUACGUAACGACCAGCACAAUACCUGGGCCUCCCGUGGGGAGCCUGGGACCUCCGCCGGGACUGCCGCAACGACCGGAGGGUGGGCCAUGGCAUGCCGCGCCGGCCGACGACAUUGACAAGAUGAUUCGCAUGGCCGAGGCGGGCGUCAAGCCGGCCGCCCAGACGGAAGAGGGAACGGCCGACGAUGGCAAGAAAGCCAAGAAGGAGAAGAAGGCGCGGCUCUACUACGACGCCGCGGACGUCAGUCCCGAGGAGAAGAUGGCCAUGAUGCCGCGCUACGCCUUGGGCGCCGCGGCUUGA
Messenger RNA from Drechmeria coniospora, 894 nucleotides. RefSeq lists its product as uncharacterized. Gene Ontology annotation, molecular function: DNA binding. Gene Ontology annotation, cellular component: nucleus. The transcript is spliced from 4 exons. The record is from RefSeq and is a predicted model, not a curated record. Bases 1 to 894 code for a protein of 297 amino acids. NCBI's taxonomy places the organism in Eukaryota, Fungi, Ascomycota, Sordariomycetes, Hypocreales, Ophiocordycipitaceae.